UGCUCUUGUUGUAAACACAGCGAUGUCAACAUGACGAUAUGAAAUACAAAAAAUGCGUUUAUAUGUGUUAACGGGGAUUUUUCUACUUAACAGUCGAUGCAGAUAUUUUUGUUAAAUUCAAUAAUGGAGGUGAACGGCUACCACUGUGACGACGAGGGAUGUAUGGAGGAACAAGAGGAAGAAAUGACAGCGCUCGGGCUGCCUCGACCAAAGACCGAAACGACAUGCAGCAUAAUUGCUACACCGGGUGCGGACAAUGCAGCGGGUGGCGGCAGUGCACACAGAGAGCAGCGAACAGCAAAAUCGACUCCGGCGCUGCUGAGGCUCGAUUCGCUGAAGAAGAAUAGGCCGCGUAGCUUUCCCAUGGUUUGGUAUGGACAUUGGUGGCACAUUGGUGAAACUGGUCUACUUUGAGCCAAAAGACAUUACAGCAGAGGAAGAACAGGAAGAGGUUGAGAGUCUGAAAAGCAUCCGCCGCUACCUCACUUCACACACUGCCUAUGGCAAAACUGGUAUCCGAGAUGUCCACCUGGAGCUAUCGGAUCUCACGCUUUGGGGCCGCAAAGGCAGUCUGCACUUCAUCCGCUUCCCCACUAAUGAGCUACCUGCCUUCUUGCAGAUGGGGCGAGACAAGCACUUUUCCAGUUUGCACACCACCCUCUGUGCCACCGGAGGUGGUGCAUUUAAGUUCGAAGAUGACUUCCGUACGAUGGCCAAUCUGCAGCUGUUGAAGCUGGAUGAGUUGGACUGUCUGAUCAAGGGGGUUCUGUAUAUUGACUCGGUGGCCUCAGGUGGUCCAACUGAAUGUUACUAUUUUGAGAACCCAACGGACCCAGAGCGCUGUGAGCAGAAAGCAUACAACCUGGAGAACCCCUAUCCUCUGCUUCUGGUCAACAUUGGCUCAGGGGUCAGCAUUCUGGCUGUAUAUUCCAAAGACAACUACAAGCGUGUUACUGGAACCAGCCUUGGUGGUGGUACAUUCCUUGGACUGUGUUGCCUGUUGACUGGAUGCUCCACUUUUGAGGAGGCAUUGGCAAUGGCCACAGAAGGGGAGAGUACACGUGUAGAUAAACUUGUCCGGGACAUCUAUGGUGGCAACUAUGAAAGAUUUGGCUUGCCAGGAUGGGCUGUUGCCUCCAGUUUUGGGAACAUGAUGUGUAAGGACAAAAGAGACUCUAUCUCUAAAGAAGAUCUGGCUAGAGCUACACUUGUCACCAUCACAAACAACAUUGGCUCAAUCACCCGCAUGUGUGCACUUAAUGAGAAUAUUGACAGAGUGGUGUUUGUUGGGAACUUUCUGCGAGUUAACACAUUGUCCAUGAAGUUGCUGGCUUAUGCUAUGGAUUACUGGAGCAAAGGACAACUCAAAGCCUUAUUCCUCAGACAUGAGGGUUAUUUUGGUGCAGUUGGUGCACUUUUGGAAUUACCAAACCAAUGCUGAUCUGCACUAAUCAUCCUUGGUUCAUGGCUUUUACCAAAAAUCCAGAAGUAAUUUUGAAAACAGACCAAAGUUGCCUUUAACUGUUGUCAGACCAAGCCAUGUUAUCUCAUUAAUAUGUGGAAUUACAGCCACUGCUAGACAUUAUGUAACUAUGGGUUAAACCAUUUGGAUAAACCACAUGUAGAUAUGAGUUUUAGGUAUUGCUGCUGCAGAAUUGCUAUUUAGAACCUUUAGUUUACUAUACACUUAUUGAGCACUUUAUUAGGAACACUAUGGUCCUAAUGAAGUGCCAGAAGUGGUCUUCUGCUGUUGUAGCCCAUCCGCCUCAAUGUUCAACAUGUUGUGCAUUCUGAGAUGCUGUUCUUCUCACCAUAAUUGUACAGAAUGGUUAUCUGAGUUACCGUAGCAUUUAUGUCAGCUCGAAUCAGUCUGGCCAUUCUCCGUUGACCUUCCUCAUCAACAAGGUGUUGCCGUCCACAGAACUGCCGCACACUGGAUUUUUAUUUUAUUUUGCACCAUUCUGAGUAAUUCUAGAGACUGUUAUGUGUGAAAAUACCAGGAGAUCAGCAGUUACAGAAAUACUCAACACCCCUAGUACUCCCCCCCUGUCUCUAUGUCUUGUUUAUAUAACUGAUUCAAUAUAAAUGCAAAAUAAGUAAAUGUUGGGUAUAAAAAUAAGAGCAGUCAUCGAUUUCCGUUGAUACUCUUCAUUCAGUCCACUUGGCUUAUAUUAUGGUUGUAGAAAACCAUUGUUGUGUUACUUGAGAGAUUUUUGCAAACCUUUUGGCCUAAUAUUUGGGAGGAGUACAAAAAUGUUAAGCAUUUACACAAGGGAAACUCCUCUCUAAAGAGUUUGCUCUUACGUUGCAUAAAGCAACGCACACUGUGCACUGUUACCUAUUUUCUCUUUAUAGUCCAUUGAUGUAUUAUUUGCGUAUUGCUUAUGUACGUAUAAUAUGGAGUUUGUUCUUAUAAUAUGAUUUGGUGAGUGUCAUGUUAGUUAAGAAUGUUGUUAGUUUAAAACAUGGAUUGUGUUCAAUAAAAACUCCUUUGUAUCUUUUUUUAUU
Messenger RNA from Xyrauchen texanus (razorback sucker), 2508 nucleotides. It is a transcript of the gene pank2, whose product is annotated as pantothenate kinase 2. Gene Ontology annotation, molecular function: ATP binding; pantothenate kinase activity. NCBI's taxonomy places the organism in Eukaryota, Metazoa, Chordata, Actinopteri, Cypriniformes, Catostomidae. Gene Ontology annotation, cellular component: cytosol; nucleus. The record is from RefSeq and is a predicted model, not a curated record. Gene Ontology annotation, biological process: coenzyme A biosynthetic process. The transcript has 7 exons. The coding region runs from base 374 to 1441 and encodes 355 amino acids.